This is a messenger RNA of Gymnodraco acuticeps, 2485 nucleotides long. Its product is annotated as wiskott-Aldrich syndrome protein family member 3-like. Gene Ontology annotation, molecular function: protein kinase A regulatory subunit binding; actin binding; Arp2/3 complex binding. Bases 292 to 1695 code for a protein of 467 amino acids. Gene Ontology annotation, biological process: positive regulation of Arp2/3 complex-mediated actin nucleation; actin cytoskeleton organization. NCBI's taxonomy places the organism in Eukaryota, Metazoa, Chordata, Actinopteri, Perciformes, Bathydraconidae. The transcript is spliced from 11 exons. The record is from RefSeq and is a predicted model, not a curated record. Gene Ontology annotation, cellular component: cytoskeleton; SCAR complex.
CCAAUUUCAAAAACCCUUGCGGAGAAUAGCUGAACCGACGCAGCACACAUUUAAAUAGUGAACUCCGCCCCACAGAGAUGACUACUAUCAAUGUCCAGCGCACGACUGAAGCAAGCCAGCAAAUCAUUUGUUUGUUUUGGAUAAAACAGCUCGGACCAGACCUUCACCGCUGCUCCCCGGCGUGCUGACGUCAGAACAAACUGAAGUUACAGCGAAAGAGAAGGAAAGUGCAUGAAAUAGGACACCAUGUUUGAUAAAGCAGGUGCUGUGGUCGAGAUGUGAGAGAGGGUCAUGCCUUUGGUAAAGAGAAACAUUCAGCCUCGGCACCUGUGCCACGGUGCAGUGCCUGAUAGGAUUGGCAACGAGCUGGAAUGUGUAACCAACAACACGCUGUCCACCAUCAUCCGCCAGCUCAGUAGUCUGAGUACACAAGCAGAAAAUGUUUUUGGCGAGCUUUUCAACGAGGCCAACACUUUUUAUGUGCGCGCCAACUCUCUCCAGGACCGCAUAGACCGCUUGGCCGUCAAGGUCACACAGCUGGACUCCAGCGUGGAGGAAGUUUCUCUUCAGGACAUUAACAUGAGGAAGGCAUUUAAAAGCUCUAAUGUGCAGGACCAGCAGGUUUUGUCUCAAGACAGCAUUCCCAACUCAGUGGCUGAGAUGCACAACAGCAGUGACAAGCCUCCACCCCUCAGCACCCUCACUGCCUACAGAGAGGAUUCCAUUGAUGCGAUGAAAUACUACUCAGACCCGUCGUACUUUUUUGAACUGUGGAAGGAGAAAAUGCUUCAGGACACAGAGGACAAGAGGAAAGAAAGGCGGAGGCAACGGGAACAGAAGCGAUGUGUGGAGAGCAGCACCCUUCAGCGCGAAGUGAAGAAGGUGAGAAAGGUUCGAAACAGAAGGCAACAGUGGAACAUGAUGGCCUUCGAUAAAGAGCAUCGUCCAGAACAUCGCCAACAGCAGACUCUCCGCCAGGGGGCAUCAUCUGAGGGCUCGCUCUCUCCAGAUGGCAGGCCUGACCUCCCAGACUACCCCAUUCCUCCAGUGCCUGCCCAAACUGCUUGUAACCGUGCCAAGUCACGUGAUUACGUGCCCGGGAAUGCACACCCCUCACCACCUGUGGAGCAUGAAUACCACAGCAUUGAUGUCGACUACAAGAGAGAAACCUACGCCACAGCAGAGCCUCACGCUGCAGACCGAAUGAACGGUUCAAUGCGGACACCUGCAGAUUACAACUCCCCCCCUCCUCCUCCAGGCCCACCCAUCUCAUCAGCCCAGACAGCCUUUGGUUUUCCUCUGGGUGCUCUACCACCAACGCCACAUAAUGGAGUCUUGCACGUAGGCCCCGGCUAUGCGCUUCCACCAGUACCUCCUCCAGGGCCACACAUGUUUCCUCCUCCCCCAGGACCUCCACCUCCACCUCUCCCUCCCCCCGCUGCACCCUUACACCUAGUAGGACACAGUGAAGGCAGCAGAGCUGAGGCUAAACCUGUGAAAGAUGCGAGAAGUGACCUGCUGUCCGCCAUCCGCAUGGGCAUCGAGCUGAAGCAAGUUCAAGAGCAGCAGGAGCAGCAGAACAAGCGGGAGCCGGCAGGGAACGACGUGGCCACCAUCUUGUCCCGCCGUAUUGCGGUGGAGUACACUGACUCUGAAGACGACUCUGAGCUGGAUGAAAACGAGUGGUCAGACUGACCUAACCCAAAGUGUAGCACCUGGAUGAAGCUUUGCUUUAUUGGAUCUUUAGAGCAGACAAAGCAAAACUGUGAAUCACUUUCUUUGGCUCCAUCUAGUGGACUCAACACACCAACCAACUGCUGCCACCUCAUUUUGCAUUAUUAAUGUCCUGCCACAUUAACUUUCAUGAAGAAUUUGCAUGAGAAAGAACUUCUACAAUUCAAAAAAUGAUAAUGUAUCAAUUGAAUGAUAACUGAUUGUUUUGUUUUCUACCACUGAUUAAAUGUGAGCCAGUUUGUUUUCUCACUUUUUUCAAUCUCAAGUGUGUGUGUUCUAAUAAAUGUCCUUCCCUGAUUAACUGACACCUUGAACACAACAAACCCAUUGAUGAAAUGUGCAGUAAACCUUAAAACUGAGGUCCCGGUGCAAGACCUUUUUCACCUUUUGACGUGACACAGUAAGAAAAGUACAGGCAUGAAUAAUGAAACGAUUGGCUGUAUGCCAUUGUGCUGCUUCAGUUUCGGGAUCCUGGUGUGCAGGCUGUCUCACUUUCAUGGUUUACUGGGAAACUUGAGUAGAGCAGAACUAUCACUGGAGGUAUAGGUAACAACACCCCUUAUUGUAGCAGGACAAAGUGUUACAUUUUAUAAUUUAUUUUCAUCAUUUUAUGGAAUUACACAUCCCUGGUAUAAUGUUGGACUAUGAGUGUACCCCUGCCUGUAUUAUGUGUAUGUUUGACGAGUAAUUCCAUUCAAUGUUUUGUAUUUUCUACCUCAUUUUGUGAACCAUGGUAUGUAUAGUAGGGUCU